Molecule: messenger RNA, 2190 nt
Organism: Epinephelus fuscoguttatus (brown-marbled grouper)
Lineage: Eukaryota; Metazoa; Chordata; Actinopteri; Perciformes; Serranidae
Gene: rps6kb1a
Product: ribosomal protein S6 kinase b, polypeptide 1a
Exons: 15
Coding region: 195-1700 (501 amino acids)
Biological process (GO): signal transduction; protein phosphorylation
Molecular function (GO): protein serine/threonine kinase activity; ATP binding
Source: RefSeq, a predicted model, not a curated record
CGCAGCCUGCGCAGAGUAGUGCCGGUGACCGACACUAGAGGCUUCUCCUGCCGCCCGGUCCCUGCCUUGUUUUGGUUAGCUGGAUGUUAGCCCAUGCUUUCUGCCGUAGCCGGUUGUAACGGUGAUGGCUCUCCCAUGAGGCGGGGGAGCGGGACUGUGUUUUGUGACUAAACGCCGAGUGAAGUGCCGUGGCCAUGGCCGGGGUUUUCGACAUCGAUUUGGAUCAACCGGAUGAGAAUGUCUCUGACGACGAACUUGAGGACGGGGGCCAGCUCAGUGAAUACAUGGACCAGUGCAGUGGCUUUGAAUUUAACAUGGAUGACUGUGAGAAGUUUGAAAUUUCAGAGAACAGCGUGAACAAGGGAACAGAGCAGAUCAGGCCUGAAUGCUUUGAGCUGCUGAAAGUUUUGGGAAAAGGUGGCUAUGGAAAGGUGUUUCAAGUUCGGAAGGUAGCAGGUGCUGCAUCUGGGAAGAUAUUUGCUAUGAAAGUUUUGAAGAAGGCCAUGAUUGUGCGCAAUGCGAAGGACACAGCGCACACCAAAGCAGAGAGGAACAUUCUGGAGGAGGUGAAGCAUCCUUUCAUUGUGGACCUCAUCUAUGCCUUCCAGACGGGGGGAAAGUUGUACCUUAUCCUGGAGUAUCUGAGCGGAGGGGAGCUGUUCAUGCAGCUUGAAAGAGAGGGCAUCUUCAUGGAAGACACAGCAUGUUUCUACCUGGCUGAGAUCUCAAUGGCGCUGGGUCACCUACACCAGAAAGGCAUCAUCUACAGAGACCUGAAGCCUGAGAACAUCAUGCUCAACAACAACGGACACGUGAAGUUGACAGACUUUGGUCUAUGCAAAGAGUCCAUCCAUGACGGGACAGUCACCCACACCUUCUGUGGCACUAUCGAAUACAUGGCUCCAGAGAUCCUAAUGAGGAGUGGACAUAACAGAGCAGUGGACUGGUGGAGCUUGGGAGCUCUCAUGUAUGACAUGCUGACAGGAGCACCUCCAUUCACUGGUGAAAACCGAAAGAAGACAAUUGACAAAAUCUUGAAAUGCAAACUCAGCCUUCCACCUUACCUCACACAAGAAGCCAGGGACCUCCUGAAAAAGCUGCUGAAACGAAAUGCCUCGUUGCGACUUGGGGCUGGACCAGGAGAUGCAUCUGAGGUCCAGGCCCACCCUUUCUUCCGGCAUAUAAAUUGGGACGACCUUCUUGCUCGCAAAGUAGAGCCUCCAUUUAAACCAUACCUGCAAUCGGCUGAUGACGUCAGCCAGUUUGACUCCAAGUUCACCAGCCAGACUCCAGUGGACAGCCCCGAUGACUCCACGCUCAGCGAGAGUGCCAAUCAAGUCUUCCUGGGUUUCACAUAUGUAGCCCCAUCUGUGCUUGAGAACGUCAAAGAGAAGUUCUCUUUCGAGCCAAAGGUGCGCUCACCACGGAAGUUCCCUGGAAGCCCGAGAACACCUGUGAGUCCGGUGAAGUUUGUAGGAGGGGACUGCUGGCCCCGGGGACCCACGCUGACAGGCAACCCUGUGGAGCAACCCAUGGAGGUGUCGACAGUGGAGCAAAUGGACACGAGCAGCAGCGGCACCACAGAGGCCUCUGCGCCACUUCCCAUCAGGCACCCUUCAGGCAUCAACGCAGGGCCCUACAAAAAGCAGGCUUACCCCAUGAACUCCAAGCGGCCCGAACAUCUACGAAUGAACCUAUGACGCUCGGCUUGCCCGCGAACAUUUAGGACUCUUCCAAUUCCUCAUCCUCUUCCCUUUAGUUGUUUUCUUUUUAAGAGACUUGUAGAUUUUUUUUAAGGAUUAACUGACACUGUCAGUGCUGAUCACCAGCUCUUCCAGCAGCGCCUUCCCAUCCCUCUUGACUCGGCCUGGCCUCCUCAAUCUGGUGCAGAUUAUCAGCAGGUGAAUUUCAGUAGACAUGUGGUCAGUCAGAGGAGUUGUGUGAGAGAGGUGCUUUUCGGUGAAAGUUGGCUGGGUGAUGCGUUCUGAUGAGUGGGCUGAGGUGGUUUCGGUGUACUCAACUGGCAUUAUCAUAUGAUUUAAUGGUGCUCUUUUAUCCACAAGUCUGGACAGUGUUACUGUUAGUGUUAACAACACAGUCAUCACAGUGAGAGAAUUUAAUUACAUUGAGUAACAUUUAUUUCUCCCUCAGUAUCCCAGGCUUUUUUUGUUUCAUCUUGUGAUAAGAACA